AUGCCUAAACGUUUUACUACUUCCUCCUCCUCCUCUUCAAAAUCUACCAAUACAACUGCCACCAACCCCGCUUACUCUAACACGGCAAUUAGCCACAACCAUAUCCACCACAACCAUCACCAUAACCACCAGACUAGGAAAAAGCUAUUUAAAAAUUCAGAUUCACAACUUACACAUCGUCCAUCUACAACCACAGUGCUUCAACAGCGACCCCAGCAACUUCACCAAUCAAGUUUGGCUGCUUCUAAUCCAACUUGUGCCGUUGUUCCAACUCAAGGAACUUCUGGACAGCAGCAGCAGCAACAACAACAGCAACAACAACAACAACAACCCCUCAGAAACAAGCCUCUUGAAAGCUCCUGUUGUAACUUGCAUAAACCACAGAUGCCUAUUCUUUCUCUAAGCCCACAAACCAUUGGCUCCAUAGAUCCUUCUGAUAUCGAGUCGGUCUUCUCUUUAUGGUCUGUUUUUUCAAAAUGUGCAGACUCGUUAGAAAAUGGUCGUCGGUUAGAAAACAUUUCAUGGAGAUUAUGGAACCGUGAAUUACUCUUUGAUUCGGACGCUGCAGCUUCUGGUGGUUCUGUUCACACUGCAAAUGAUUCUACUGCAACUACUACCACUACUACUACUUCUACUUCUACUUCUACUUCUACUUCUACUUCUACUUCUACUUCUACUUCUACUUCUACUUCUACUUCUACUUCUACUUCUACUUCUACUUCUACUUCUACUUCUAAUCCUUCUCUAAUACCCACAACUGCUGCUAUCCCAGCUUCUUCCUCUUCACCACCAUCUGAAGAAAGUAUACCCCAUCUAUCUUCUUCUUUAGAUUCAGAUUCAUCAGGUUCUUGGACAGAAUGUUCAAGUACAAGUAACUCUGUUCUCAGUAGUAACCAUCAUAAUCCAACUCCUAAGCAUGCCCCAUCUUUAACAACAACCACAACCACAACUGCAACAACCAAUAGCACUGGACCUUCCACAGCCAAUAACCUCAAAACAAAUAGUUUUGCGUCAUGCUCGUUUUCCCAGCGAUCUAACCGGCCAGCUUCCAAAUCUUCUUCUGAAGUUAACAUCUCCUCUAAAAAACUGGCUCAGCCCUCUACCGCAUCCUCUUCCACUGUGGCCUUGCCAUCCGUUGCAAUCUCUCCAGCACGCCGCAGACUUCAUCCGCCAAAACAACUAUCUUCUGAAAAAUUAAAAGAGCUGCUCUUAUUAUUCAAGCCAGGCUCUCAAGAAGAAGAAUAUUGGAAAUCUCUCCAUGAAACCCGUAAAAAGGAAAAACAGCAGCAGCAACAGCAGCAGCAGCAGCAACAACAACAACAACAGCAACAGCAACAGCAAAGGCUUAAGGAUCAAAUUACCACCCAAAGGCAACAACAACAACAACAACAACAACAACAACAACAACAACAACAACAACAACAACAACAACAACAACAACAACAACAACAACAACAACAACAACAACCUCUUGCAAAACAGAAAUCAUCACUUUUCCAAAGACAACCUUCUUCUUCUUUAUUCUCCAAACAAGCAUCUAGCUCUGCUCUGGCAUCUCAAAGAAACAUCCAGCAACCCGCAGUCCCCCACCCAAACCCCACUCCUCCAAAUACUUCAACGGUUUCGCUGGCCACCUCCAAACGAACCUUAUUCCCUCAAAAUAAUAAUAACAUCUCAAGAGGGCAAACUGCAGGCUCUUCAUCUCGUCUUAACCUGGCUGCAAUAUCUCAAACAAGCAAUCCUAUCUCUACAAUCAAUGAACAUAAAGUCAUCUCACCUCCUCAUUAUGCCCAACUUGCCUCGGCUGCACUAAGCAAUAAAAGUUCCCAGAAUCUAAAGUCUAGCUCUUCUCUCUUCCGUAACACCUCAUCUUCCUCCUCCUCCUCCUCCACUACUCAGCUAACAACAGACGUAAAACGUUCGACGUCGCGCGACCAGUACCGCCGUGUCCAUUCUUCAUUAUUUGCUAAGUCGUCAUCCACCCAAUUAGCCGCCCAGCCCCCCACAGCAGCAACAGCACCAGCAGCACCAGCAGCACCAGCACCAGCAACAGCAACAGCAACAACUACGUUGGCUAAUGGAGCAUCUCAAGCAGCCACAGACCAAAAUAAACUUCCUCGCACAACUUCUUCUCUUUUCUCCUCCACAAUAGCUCCGGCCAACCGACGAGUGUCGCUAUUUUCAAAACAACCUUCUACAAAAUCCCUCUUUGCAUCAACUACCUCCAAACUCAGACUUAAUCAGCAAAAGCAGCAGCGGCCCCAAUAUGAAGAAUCCGAUUCCGAUAGCAUAUCUGAUACUGACGAGGACGAGGUAGAUGAUGAUGAUAAUGAUAAUGAUGAUAAUAAUGACGAUGAUAAUGUGGAACAACCUAGCAACCAGAAUAAUAGCGGUCUUUCUAAAAAUACAACAACAGCUGUCACAAGCCCAUCUAACAAGAAUGACGAUGAACCAGAAUUUAUUGGAAUUGACUCAAACGGUUCUAGACUAACAUACCGCCACCGUAGCGAUACAUCAACCUCUAUUGUGCGCGGCUUCAACCCAUCCACAGUAUCUUUUGCUCGCACCAAAUCCAGCCUGAGCUUCCCGACAGGUUCUGCAACUAGUGGCGGUGGCGGUGGCGCAACACAACCUGGUGCAGGAACUACUAACACUCAACAGCCUCCUCCCUUUGCGCUGAUUAAGGCGCGGCCAGAUAAGGUUCCGCGCGAAAAAAUGUUUUUUAUCGACUCUUCGCCAUCGGAAAGUGAAAAUGGAACAAAUAGUCCAUCGUCUCACUCUGGGUUCCCGGAUACUCCCGAACAUUUAGGAAAGAAGGCUGAGAAGUCGCCACAGUUACGGCGGCCUUCGUUGUUUGGAAAGUCAAGUAAUGGCGCGUUGACGGGUACUACUGGAGUGUCUUCGGUAGUCAAGGAGAAACCAAAGGCGAAAUUUACACUUUCCGGAAAAAGUCAUGAUGAUGAUGAUGACGAUGACGAUGAUGAUGAUGACGACGAAAGUGAGGUUGAGAUUUUGAAAAAGAAAAAAGUCGAAGUGGAUAAAAAAGAAGAUGAUGAUGACGAUGAAGAUGAUGACGACGACGACGACGACGAUGAUGAUGAUGACUACGAUGAUGACUCGUCAUGGGAUUCAGUGGAUGACGAAAGUGACGAUGACGAGCCAUUUGACGAACGGGCAUUUAUCCGGGAUGAUGACAAGCCCAAGAUUCUUGUGCGGCCAUCGCUUUUGUCUUCUAUGUUUUUUAAUAACCCCGAAAGGGAGAAGCAGGAACAGUUGAGCCGAGAGGCAAUUCGCAAAGCUUACAUGGCUGGUUCCACUAAGGCCUCAGCAGAACCCCCUACUAAAACCAAAAGUUCUACGGAAUCCAUGGCAUCUUCUGGGAUCCACGCAUCGCCAUCAUUGUUAAAUGCGCAGCUUAAGUCAACCGUGGUACUCAAUGAUUCUGCAUCUCCAAGCAGCCUAGCAGCUAGCGGUGGUGCAACUACUGCAACAGCACUUCCUGCUACCACGACUUAUGUGACUGCGCAUCCACAUUUGUCUUCAAGCAGCAACAAUAAAACUAAUAGGGAAGACUCUAUGGGACCUACAACCCCUGCGUCGGCGCGGGCAGCCGGCGUGAUGGUAUCUCCGCGGACAUCUGUGGCUGCGCGACGCAAUUUGCUUGCACCUGAACUAUCAGAGUCUGUGCGCAAGCAUUUGAUUUGGGAACGAACUCACCCCAGCGCUUUAAACCCGCUUACCCGACCCCACGGAAGCUCUACAAAUUUCCACCAGCAUGGAGCAUCGCGGACGUCGUCAUUUUCUGCUAACAUGACACAUGCUGCUGCUGCUAGAGAUUCCGGAGCGGAAUUGAGUCCGGCAGCGGCAGCUGUUGCAGCAGCAGCAGCGGCAGCAGCAGCAUCAACGACGACAGCAUUAACAGCAUCAACAGCAUCAACAGCAUCUACUUCAACAUCAACUACUAAAUUGACCAACGUUAAUGUUACAAAUACUGGAUCCACUACUGGCCAAGGGUCUGCAGCAUCUGCGAGAAUGGCCUUGCUACGACGACACACGUCGAGCGAGAUUCAGACGCUUGGGAAUUUGCAACGGCUACAUCAAAGCACGACUGCGGUGUCAGAUUUGCAUAACCUACAUGACUUACAUGACACCAACAAUGUUCGAAUCUACGAGCGGCGGGCUCCGUUGCUGUAUGAAGAAGAUGUUGAGCAUGGGGGUGAAGGAGAUGAUAGUAGUGGGACAGGAGGAAGCAUUAGAGGAGAUGGUGGUGCGGCGAAUAGGACGUUUCAUGAGCCUGGAGAGUGUGCUACAUGUAAGCAUAAUGAAGAAGAAGAAGAAAAGGAGACUUGGCGCCGUGAUUUGGAUAGCAAUGCUGAUUUUAACUACCAUGCUCGAGGGUGGUAA
Molecule: messenger RNA, 4404 nt
Organism: Magnusiomyces paraingens
Lineage: Eukaryota; Fungi; Ascomycota; Dipodascomycetes; Dipodascales; Dipodascaceae
Exons: 1
Coding region: 1-4404 (1467 amino acids)
Biological process (GO): negative regulation of transcription by RNA polymerase II; regulation of nitrogen utilization; mitochondria-nucleus signaling pathway
Cellular component (GO): cytoplasm
Source: RefSeq, a predicted model, not a curated record